Molecule: messenger RNA, 9455 nt
Organism: Pocillopora meandrina
Lineage: Eukaryota; Metazoa; Cnidaria; Anthozoa; Scleractinia; Pocilloporidae
Source: the annotation of a GenBank genome assembly
AGAUUCAUUCAGCUUCCACUUGCAUAUUUUAUCCUUUCCCGGCAAAGCUCGACAAAGGUAAUGUUAUGGAAAAUUGUUAAGAUGACAUUAGUGAUGAUGAUAACUCUAGAUUCCUCUCCUGACUCAUGGGGCAUAGUUUUCGCUUGUGAAAUUAGAAGUCAAGGGUUGGGUUGUCCACUUGAAGUCUUUGUCCCAUCAAUCUGAAGAAAAGAAAUUUAUCAUUUGGUCAACAAACACGGAAAUUCGAGUUAACUUAUACGCCGUUUUUCUCGAUCGAGGAACACGUCUUUAGCGAUUUUCGAAUUAUGUGCUGUUUUCCUCUGCACGUAUAUCAACAUACUUGCACGCUUCGAUCAUUUUUUUAUCAUUGUGGGUUGAUUCAACAUCCAUGUAUAUUCAUUUCUUCAUUAAGUUUGUAGUUGAAGCUAACCUGUGCCUUUCGCUUUAAUUUCAUUUCUGAAACACUGUUUCUAGUCAAAGCACCCAUCAACUCCCACGUGUGAAGCGACUUAACCACCCGCGGUUUAGGAUUGGUUAUAUCGAAGUAGAAACACUCGUAGUUUCUUGGUCUCAACCGAAUGACUCACAAUAACAAUUGUCACACAAUCUUAUUUUUUUUUCUUAAAAUUCUCAGGUAAAAGCUACUUCGUCAAAUGUUCUCACACGUGCGUUUUACUGUGAACAUAGCUAACUAAAUUGCGUAAAUGUCAUAUUCUAUAGUAAAUGGCAGUCAAUAAAUGCCAAGCGAUCUCAGGUCCUCCUUAUCCUAAUUUGCAUAAAUAUUUUUAGUGAGCAAAAGUCGACAUACCAUCAAAUUCAUUCCAACAGCACUUGCAUCCCAAAUGUUAAAAGCUUUUGAUCCUUUAAAAACUAUUUUUCCGGUGACUGGACAUCGGUGUACGGAAAUUGAGCAUUUAUCUCCUUCGAAUUAACCAAUCCUAUUAUGGGAUUAUGGGAUUUGUAAAUUAACUUGCUUUGAUGGGUGCUUUGUACUUCUGUAUUCGUUUGGCUUUGUUUCCCUCAGUGUUGUUUCGUGCAAGCUAGUUUCAUCCAGUUAUGUCUUUCAUCUGUUCCCGGCAAAGCUGGAUAAAGGUAAUGUCGUGGACAUUUAGUACACGAAUUAUUAAGAUGGCAUUCAUGAUAAUGAUAACUUUGUAGGAUUAUGUAUUUAUCAUAGUACUUGACUAUUCCAUUUGAAUCUCCGCCUUGGAGGAAACCAAAUUCGCCACAGAGGGCGCACCUAGAUAAACUGAUGACUAAUGAAGGCCUUGAACACCUGUAUUCUUCUACCGAAUGUUUGUGCCAAGCUGAAGUUGACUCGUAGUUAAUCCGUGGUUUCUUUAUAAAGGAGAAAAAAUUAUUUUCACUACUAAGAAGCGUUGACAUCUUUCGCGUUGCCAUCCAUUUAGUGGAGUAUGCCAUCUACGGACUAAGGGGAUUCGGGAUUAUUUAUUUUUAUUCUUUUCAGUUAUUACAAUGUUUCCCUCAACCAAAAUAAUCCGAAAAAUUUGUCUGAACGGAAAGGCUACAGUUCCUUUUCCAUGGAGUCCCCAGGGUGGAUUGGGGUAGCGUUUUCCAAAUAGCCUCAGUGAUGAUACUUCAAAAAAUUACAUGUCUUUUCCCUCCAAGAAUUGGUAUGAAAAAUUAUUUUUGUUUUUUGUUUGUCGGUGGAGUGAUUUUGAGGUUUCUGAGUGUAGUCGCGAAAUUUCAAGUUCUUUUUCCCUCGAUAGUUUUUAAGUGCUCCAUUUCUUAACUCGUGAAUUGCGCGCAUCCGCAAGAGCGAGUUGUAGAUACGAUGUGGGGAAUGGCACUCGCUCGCUCGCUCGCUCGCUCGCUCGAUUGGUCGAUUCCUGUAAACUUUUUUUCGAUUUUAGGCUUUUGGGUGCAUUUGAUAGUUUUUGACGAGCAAUAAACAAACGAAAUGGCGACCUUUGUUGCUAAGAAUAGUGGUGGGGUGAAAAAGAAGCCAAUGAUAAUCUUAAAAGAGGUUUUUUUUUCGUUUUAGUUUCGACAAGCGGCGCCAGCGACUGGCAAGCAUGCAAGGAUUCACACUGAAAUAACAGAACAACCUUCGUUUUUCAUAAAAUUGUAAUUUACAACCUUAAACUUGAAAACAAUCCGAAGAUUCAUUGAAAAUAUCACUUACUGCGAAGCGCUCGGAGUUUACAGAUAUUCAAAAGCUUUUUCUGUUAUGGCGUGAGAUUGAGGACAAAAUCGAUCAUUACGCUUCGUAUCGUGUGUUUUUCCUGUGUGAAGCAACAAAAGAUGCCGGCGACUGACGAAAUUACAAGUUAACACGAAAAUCAAAUAACACCUAAACAAACAAUUUUAACUACCGAUUUUCAGUGAAUUUUUUUUAAGAACAAUUUUCUUUUAAGUUUCAAGACAAUUUGAAGAUUCAAAAUACAUAUUACGUACUAAAUUGCGAAAGUUAUACACCACAAAAUUGAUAAAUAGGCCUGAAAUGAAAUUCUAUCUUGUUAAUGAUUAUACGUUGCCUAGCAUAUGACUAAAAUCUACUUAGGCGGAGAUCCAAAAUGACGGUGGCAGUCUUGGCUUAGUUAUAUCACUCAAAACUCGUUCCCGUUUGUCUCAUUGGAUAAAGAGGGAAUCGUUAAUGUUUUCAUUAAGACAGUAUUGCCUUGAUUUUCUAAUAUUUACAAUGAUAGACAGUAAAUUUCACUUUUCACCCACAUUUUACUUCCAACCCUUUCUUUUGAACCAGAAACAAAAAUGAUAUACGUUUAAAACACAUGACAUCAUUCACCCUUGUCAAAUGUAAUAGCAUGAUCAUUUCAAUUGUAAUGCCUUCUUAUCCAAACGUUACUUUGUUUCUUUGCUACAUUAGCGAACACUGAACUACUGCUCGUACUCUAGAUAUGACAAUCGACCACAAAAUUCCCUAAACCAGAUAACAUUAAACAUAAUCCAAAAAAUCAUGUGUCGAUUUACGAGUUUGCUCACAGAGCACUUUGAUCUAUCGCUGUACUGCGAAGGUACAGAGAAACAAAGGCGCCGAAUGCACCUUUACCGCUGUUGCCGGUUAAACUUUUCUAGUGUGAAGUUGCGUUUGUUAUUCAGAGGCUACAAUAGAAGAAAGAGCAAGAUCACAAACUGAUACUUUUAUAGAUUUCACGCUGUCAAAGGGAAAUACUUCAGCUUCGUGUCGCCGAAAGACCUAGAGAAUAUCUGUACUUUUUCUAACUGAUUGACUUUAUUUGGCGGCGGUAUUCAAGGAGAGACACGUUCUAAUCAACGAUGAUCGUCUAGUUUAGCAAAGGAAAAAUAACGAGAAACAGAGGAAGCGAAAAAAAUCUUUGACAUGUACAUCUUUCAAACGUAUCUUCCUUUAUUAGAAAGAUACAUUUCUAUGAAAUGAAUAUGUUAGUAUUCAUUUGAACUUAAAAGGAUUUCUGUUUCCUAACAUACGCUCUUAAGCAGAAAAAGAAAAAAAACGAAGGAAGAGUCAUUAGGAAGUCGAGACGCCAUCUCGGAAACACACUCUGAUUAAAAGCUUUUUAAAAAAAAUGAAUGGUUGUUGAUUAAAUACAUAUUGCUGUACAACAAAGCUAUCAUAUUCAAAAGUUGACCAGUCAGUUGCAAUUGUGUAACUCGGUUAGAAACUUUUAAAGAAAGAGCAGUCAUCUAGAUCGAUAUGCAACCAAGAACUGCAACCAAGAACUGCAACCAAACACAGACGAUAGACGGUAGACGGUAGAGGAUAGACGAUAGACUUUCAAUGGAUUUUGUAACGGAACAUGAAGUUAGAAAUUCUAAACGUGCUUAGCUAAAAACUACGACGUCAAACGUUCUCACACGUGCGUUUUAUUGUGAACAUAGCUGACUAAAUCUUGUAAAUAUCAUCUCCUCUUGCAGUUAAUAUGCCAGGCGGAUCUCACAUCCUUCUUAGCCUAAUUUGCAUAUUUAUACAGCUAUCUGUCAUUUAAAAACGAUUUUUUUUGGUGACUGGACAUCAGUGUACGGAAAUUGAGCAUUAUCUGUUCCGAGAUGCAAACAGUUUUUCGGGAGCGAAGCUCGAGGAGAGCUGUGAGCUACGAGGAACAGAUUAUUUCCAAGGACAAAAAUACGAAUAUAUUUUUCAACGAAAAAUGGAGGCCACUGUGACCACGAAUAGCUUACCUUGUACCGUUUGCCGCGUGGAAUGUUGCGUUUCAGGCCAAUCACACGCAAGAAAAAAUAAUCGAUGGAUUAUGAUGAGUGUUAUGUAAGUAUUUUGAACAAUUUUACAAUUCAAUUUCGUUGGAUUGUUAUGUUAGGAUCUCGCACACCUUAAGGUUUCCCUUUAUUGGAUAGUUAUCUUAGCAUCUCACGCACUUUUAGGAUUCUCUUUCAUGUGAUUAUUACGUAAGUGACUCACGUUCUUUCAGGAUUCUCUUUUGAUUGUUACGUUAGAAUAUCGCGCACAUGUAGGAUUCCUCUUUCACUGAAUUGUUAUGUUAGUAUUUUGUGCACUUUAAGGAUUCUCUUUCAUUCGAUUGUUACGUUAGUAUCUCGCACAACUUAGCAAAAUGUAGGAUUCUCCUUCAUUCGUAAGAUACAUUAGUAUCCCGCGAACUUACGAUUCUCAUUCUUUCGAUUAGUACUUCAGUAUCUUGCAAAAUUAUGGGAUUCUCAUUUAUCCGAUUGCAACGUUAGUCUUUCGCUUACUUUUAGUACUUUACACUGACCUAGAUGAAAAAUAAAAACGUCAUUGAUCUCGAGGAACAUUAAUAUCCUGGCGAAAACUCCCAAUGGGGUAGAGAGAAGAAAAAGGGCAGUUCGGAGAUUUAUCAUGGCUUCAACUAUGCGGCAAAUCUUGUUGAACGGCAUGAAUGGUGCAUAGUGGCAUGUACGAAGACAAAUUAUGGAUUAAGUCGGCUAAUUUUUUUAAUAUUAGAGUAUCAAGUUAAAUACUUAAAUAACUUCAAAUUGUCAAUUUUAGAGGUGAAAAUUUGUGAAAAUGACGAUAAAAUGAGCAUUUUUGGAAAUCUGAAGGUUACUUUUAAUUAUCAUCCUAAAGAGUUUUCCAAAUCUGAAACUUUUGUCGACAAGCGGCUAAAGUAGAAAGAUUAUUGUUUUCUCAGAGGGCACGCUAACGAAUCCUGCGAUCUGAUUGGUUCUUUACGCGGUGAGUAUUUUCCUAUCUCUGCCCACGGGCAACGAUAACGCUUUUGUGAGUCGCUGAGUACAUCCCUACUAGUGCUUUCGUUGCCAAUUUUCAUAAAUACAUCUCGUUUUACUGGCUGGGCAGUAUUUUUAACUCUUUCUAGCAGACUUAAAAAAAAUGACAGAUGAUGGCAACCUUUUUUCUUUUCUUUUUUUUUUUUGUCAACAGUAUUUACACUAGUGAUUAGUGCUAUAUCUCAUUUGAAAGAGGACAAAAUUAGCUUUUCAGAAAAAAAUAUAUUUUGCCUCCAAAAAUCCAUGGAUUUUAAAUCAUGUUAAGAAAAUGGCAUACAAUUUGCAUAAGUUAUCGUACAACUUUUGACUUUGAAACAGCCUGGGCCUGAAUGGAUUGGAGUUACAAGGAAACAUUUCUAAGAUAAAAUAUUCCUUAUAUUAUGGGCAAGACAUCUAGAGACUCUGGCUGAAAAAGAACAAAUACAGAAUUAAUUACAAUUUUUUUCCAAACUCUACCCAAAAACCAUAAUAAUUGACCCAGAUUAUUGAAAAAUUUAUUCCUCACCAAGUAUUUACACAAGGGAAGUAAGCUAUACCUCACUUGAAACAGCAGUAAAUAAGCUUUCCUGAAAUGCAUGUUUCCUCUCCAAGAAAAAGGAAAAUGCUUUCAAACUAACAUUAAUUAGCAUAAAAUAUCAUCAAAAUUUGAACUGUGAAUUAAGUGAUACCCAAAUAAUAUAAAGUAAUGAGGCAAAAAAUUAACUAAAGAGGUUCCUUGAUAUAUGGGCAAAAUCUCCAUAAAAAUUGGUUGGAAAAUAACAAAUAUCGCAAAAAUGUUUACGGAUUACUUACCUCGAUUCUUCGCUAGGAUUUUCCAGUUUUCUAUCUAAUUCGGAUUCCUCACCACUAGAGAUACCACCAUGCUCACUUCCAUCAUCGAAAAUCAUCUCUAAAGCCUUAGCUACGCUUUAUCUCUAGCGUUUCGCAUCGGACGCCACUAAAGCAGAUUGAAAUCGUACGCAAGUGAUUUUCGAAUCGGGCUCCUGAGGUCACGUUUGAUAGUUCGGAGCUAAUGUGAUUGGCUUAGAAUGUGUACAUGCUACAGCCGGAAUUUCAGAGCGAUCGGAUGUAAUCCGAGUAUUUCCGAAAAGGUCAACGUCAUCAUGCAAUUUUGCACGAUCGGCCUCAGGGCUUGACCACGAAGAGUUUUAAGCAAAGACGUCGGUCAACACCUCAAGCCGAUAAAUAACUUAUUAAUCCUCUCUUUUCUCUCUCUCAAAUCACUUUGAUUGACAGAAAAAUAUUGGUCUCAGAAUGAAUUUGUAUAAGCAAUGGUGUCAUCACGUUGGUUGACAAACGGCCUUUUUUUCAUAUUCAAAAGUUGACCGAAUCACGAAGAGACGAAUGUUAGAUAGAACUACAAUGGAUUCUAUUGCGCCGUCAAUUGCGACGCGAAGUGGAAAGUCCUUUUGAUAAAGGGGUUAAUAUAAGUUUUUGGUGUUGUGUUGGUAGGGCCAAUACAAAAUAAUUUGAGUUUAUCCAAUGAGCUGAUGAUGUGAAUUGUACACCGUAAAGACAUUACAAAGUCGACGUUUUGAGCGCUGGCCUUUCGUCAGAGCAAAUGACCAAGGGCUAACGCUUGAUAGGUCAGCGUUAUGAUGUCUCUCUGAAAGUCUUAUUACCCUUGGAAAUUAGAAGUGAUAUCCAAGUUUGGUUUUGUUUUGGCAUCAGGUCAGAGUGGUGACGUCAUGAAAAACAACUGGAAACUAUUCCUUUCAUGUGCUUUGAUCCUGGUUAUUCUACAGCCUCUCUUUGGCCUCCCCGCCCUAAAACGGAAACGUCAGAAAUAUAAAGUUUUAAUCCUCGGAGCCGGUUCUGCUGGCAUUACAGCUGCUAAAACGUUGUACGAUAGAGGCAUCAGGAACUUCCUCGUGUUAGAGGCUCAGGAUUACAUUGGAGGGCGAAUGAAGUCAGUGCCCUUUGCUGGUAUGAAGAUAGAGGAAGGAGCGAACUGGAUUCACUACGUGGAAGAGAAGGACAAUCCCCUUAAUCGAUUGAACAAAAAGUACAACUUGACGGGACAUCUGUCCAAUUAUAGCGAUUUCUGUAUGCGGUAAGUUGACUCAUAUUUAUAAUCAUUAUCAUCACUAUUCACAUUAUUUCCGAUUCUAGACACUAGUGUCUAGUACUGUCUGUUAGGUUUCCAUCACAAUGGCUCGUGUAUCUUCUUAGUGGCCUUUCUCGCCCAGUCGUCCAACCAAAGACAGCUCACUUCCAUACUCAGCACCUUCUUCGCCAUGUAAUCUAUUUGCACGUCGUUUGACUCAUACAUCGGUUUGAGUUCCAUCCGUGGGUACCACGGAUGGACAUAGUCGGCAAACUUGACGUCCCUCAGUACUUCAAAGAACAGCACUUUUGGUGCAGCGUUUUUAUUGUUCACAUAUUUGGAGUGCGUCAGCGAUGAACGGCCCGGCAACACGCGAGCAUGGCUUUCUGGUUCCUUUUCGCAUAUUCUGCACAUGGCGCUUACUUGUUAUGACGUAAUCGUCCUAGAGGCCAGGAAAAACUUGGAUUGGCGAGAACUAUUCGUAAGGCUCGAUUGCGCUUGUCAUGGCUUGCGUCAGAGUGUACGCUCAACCGCUCGAUCUCAAGCUCGAUCAGCCACGUGUAUCCAGCUGGCUAUUAUAUUAUCGACAAUAUUAUUAUCAUCAUCACCAUUUUUAUAUCAUUCACAAAUUUUCCGUUACAGCCCUUUCCUAGUUAUCUCGGCCAAAAUACUUAUUAUUGCAAUAAAUUAAUGUCAAUGAUCAAAUCAUUUUCUUGCACAGAGAUGACUUUGGGAACGACAUCACUAAUUUGAAAACGUUCCAUCUGUGGGAGAAAGUUCGUGACGAACUGUUUGCAGAGGGGGAAAAAGGGGAUGAAUCGGACUCCCCACCCAGGGACAUGCCUGCCUCUGUUUACCUGAAGAUGCGCGGAUGGCGUUCAGAUUCCCCGGUGAAGAGGACUUUCUCCUGGUUCGACAUUGAUUUCGAGUACGGUGGAGAUGAAACUGUUACAUCCCUUAAUAACAUGGGUUUUCCGGGAGAAGAUUUCUUUAUCACUGACCAGAGAGGAUACUGGACCCUCUUCAGUGACUUUUAUAUGCGGUUUAGGGAGAAGAUUUUGCUAAAUAAGCCUGUUACCAAGAUCUACUACUCUGAUAACAGCGUUACAGCCACCACAGCCGAUGGAGAUGAGUUUAUUGCAGACUACGCCCUGUCAACCUUCAGUUCUGGAGUGCUGGGCAGUGGCUUGGUUGAGUUUGACCCUCCUUUCCCCAAAUGGAAGUUGGAAGUAAUAUAUCGUUUCCGUCCAGUUUACUUCACUAAGAUUUUUCUUAAGUUUCCGCGAGAUUUCUGGGAUGAUCACGAGUGGAUUAUGCACGCUGGCAAGAAAAAGGGCGAGUUUCCAACUUUCUAUGACCUAGAUCGACCUGGUUUCUUCCCUGGCACAGGUGUUUUGUUUACAUCGGUGACUGGUGAUGAAUCACUCAGAAUUGAGGCGCAAGACAAUUCCAAAACGAUGAUAGAAGUGAUGGCCACUCUGAGGAAAAUUUACGGCGAAAACAUUCCUAACGCUACAGGUAAGCUGGGUGUAUUUUAUCAUCUUGGUUAGUAAUCUUUGUAUGACUUGAUUCUGAUCGGCUAGUAAGAUAUGUUCCGUAGACAAAAUGAAAGAAGGUAUAGGAGAACAGUCAGGAUGUUUUUGGAACAUGUGGAUUCUAUUUCAUUUUUUUUUGUUUGUUUCAAGUGGAAAAUGAAGUCUCUUUUCCAAGACGUCCACACCGUGAAUUCUUGCUAAUUUUCCUCCACUUUUGGAUAGUCGUUUUAGUUGUUAAAACUAAUCUACGCCAGUUACAUCAUGAAAGGGACAUUUCUGUCAUUGAAUGAGUAAAGACCUAUUUUAUGCUUACAGUAUCUGCUUGUAACUCAACUGACCCAUCUAACUCCUUUAAAAAUUUUCUUUGUUAGACAUCCAUGUCAGCAAGUGGUCACAGAAUCCAUAUGUGAGAGCAGCUUGGACAGAUCCAGUAGUCGGCACAAGUUGGGGCCACUAUGACAACAUGGCCGGUCGGCUUGGCAAUCUCUUCUUUGCUGGGGAGAGCACCAGCUCUGAGUGGAUGGGGUACGUUCAGGGUGGAUACUUCACUGGCCAAGCUAAGGCCAAGGAAAUAAUCAGCUGUCUGAAGGGAAAGAAGUGUAAGCCAUACCGAAAAGCGAAGAAAUAUGUUAAGUGAGACGUAACAACAGCGAAUGACUGAGAAUGUUUGUAAACGUGUGCUGGUGACCCUC